Panicum virgatum (switchgrass) is the source of this 510-nucleotide messenger RNA. RefSeq lists its product as uncharacterized. NCBI's taxonomy places the organism in Eukaryota, Viridiplantae, Streptophyta, Magnoliopsida, Poales, Poaceae. The record is from RefSeq and is a predicted model, not a curated record.
AUGGGCGGAUCAGAUCCACCGGACCAGAAACUCAAUUCCGCACUGCUGCUGAGUCGUCGGACUUAUCCACCUCAGGGAUUCGUGGAAUUUCCCGCCCUUUUUUUUGCGGGUACUAAGAGUCCUCUCACUACCAACCAGCAGACAUCAUCAUCUGGCUGGGUCUUGCCGGGGAGAUCAAAACAAGAAGUCACGCCUAGACGACGACGCCCGUCCUGGGCUGCAGUAAGUAGAUCGAGAGGUCGUUCCGCCCCUUGUCCCCGAAGAUGGGUAAUAUGUUCUCAUACAAUGUUGCUCCAAUUUUUUCUAGAGGGCCUAGCUGGCGAGCGAUCCCAGUCCGCGGCGGAGAACAAGACAGCAAGCGAGCGUACCUUUGUUCGCUUCUUUUCCACCAAGCACAGAAGUUUAAGGAGAACUGUAGGUCGGUGGCUACCUAAGGAAACUCCGAUUCGAUCCGCCCCCCGGCUGGGAGGCAUCUACCUCAUCCCGAUCACAAGGAGAGGUUCACCAUGA